AUGGGACCGACACAAACCAAUAUACCAAGUGGCCAGCAAGGAGCAGACGGACAUCAGUCAAUGGGACCGACACAAACCAAUAUACCAAGUGGCCAGCAAGGAGCAGACGGACAUCAGUCAAUGGGACCGACACAAACCAAUAUACCAAGUGGCCAGCAAGGAGCAGACGGACAUCAGUCAAUGGGACCGACACAAACCAAUAUACCAAGUGGCCAGCAAGGAGCAGACGGACAUCAGUCAAUGGGACCGACACAAACCAAUAUACCAAGUGGCCAGCAAGGAGCAGACGGACAUCAGUCAAUGGGACCGACACAAACCAAUAUACCAAGUGGCCAGCAAGGAGCAGACGGACAUCAGUCAAUGGGACCGACACCUCUGAAACAAUCGCUCGCUGGAGCGUACUGCACUUGA
This is a messenger RNA of Anneissia japonica, 411 nucleotides long. RefSeq names its product collagen alpha-1(I) chain-like. Bases 1 to 411 code for a protein of 136 amino acids. The record is from RefSeq and is a predicted model, not a curated record. The transcript is spliced from 2 exons. NCBI's taxonomy places the organism in Eukaryota, Metazoa, Echinodermata, Crinoidea, Comatulida, Comatulidae.